Molecule: messenger RNA, 1502 nt
Organism: Malaclemys terrapin pileata
Lineage: Eukaryota; Metazoa; Chordata; Testudines; Emydidae
Gene: FAM3D
Product: FAM3 metabolism regulating signaling molecule D
Exons: 10
Coding region: 233-910 (225 amino acids)
Source: RefSeq, a predicted model, not a curated record
GCACACGGAAGGUGUUUGCGGUGAUUCACAGAGGGGCUGGGCUAUACCAUGGACUCAGCCCAGUGGAUCACUAGACUUACAAGCGUUAGUCAGAAGGUGUCCUGUCCUCUCUCUGACAAUACCCCAUUUGGAACGCAGCCUUCCGAGUGAAGAGGCCUGUCGGACGGUUUCCCUGCAGGUUGAGCUGUGAGCGUUGAUUAGAGCCCAGAUUCCGCUGUCCCUGAGCGCUACAAUGAGGUUGACAGGGCUGAUCCGGAUAGUGACCGUGCUGUUUUCGCUGGGCACCACCUGGCUCUUCGUACAGACGUAUUUCAACACUGGCUGGAAGGUCGUCAGUCUGCGGAGCUGGCUGGGUUCCGAUCCUGACCUGCCCAAGACCCAGCCCCUGCAAAACAAGUGUGGUAAUCACAAAAGUUGUCCCGAAAACACUUUUGCAUUUAAAAUCUCGAGUGGAGCAGCCAAUGUUGUUGGGCCGUCUAUGUGCUUUGAAAAUACGAUUAUCAUGAGUGGCGUGAAGAACAACGUUGGCAGAGGGUUAAACAUCGCACUAGUAAACGGAACAAACGGCCAGCUCAUGAAAACAGACUUCUUCGACAUGUAUUCUGGAGAUAUCAAGCUGCUACUGGACUUCCUGAAAGCCAUCGACAGUGGCACCAUAGUGAUAGUUGCCUCCUACGAUGACCCAGCAACAAAGCUGACCGAUGAAGCGCGGACGUUAUUCACCGACCUGGGAAGUAGCCAUGCGAGCAAGCUGGCCUUCCGAGACAACUGGACUUUCGUAGGCGCGAAAGGGCUCAAGGAUAAAAGCCCCUAUGAACAGCACUUAAAAAAUGAAGCGGCAAAAAACAAAUAUGACGGCUGGCCUGAAGUCCUGGAAAUGGAGGGCUGCGUCCCAAAGAAGAUGGAUUAGCAGUGCGCUGAAGUCAGAACAACGUCCGCAUCGAGCCUUAUUUAACAAUACAUUCCUGUUUGGCUGGCAGAAGGCAUUUCCGACUGAAUCCGGCAUAUGGACUGAUCCCCGCUCCAGGACAGCACCAGCCAACUGGCUGUUUUCAAAUCCUCAGCCAAAUUACACCGGUGUCUGAUUGCUGCUUUAAAACCCUGUAGGCGAUGGUACUACACCGGCUACAAAGCCAUAGCAAAUGUCUACGCUUUCAGCCUGCUGCUCUAUUACAUUACUCAGGCACAUGUUGAGGUGAAGGCAGUAAUGUCAAUAUCAGGCAUUUCAUUUUCCUGUCUGUCUCAAAACAAGAAGUGCACACCACCACUUGGGAAGAAAUUGCUUCAGCUUCUGCUUCUUGAGUUGCUAAAAGUGAUUUUAACAGUUUAAAUCCUCCCACGUUGUUUCCAAGAAAAGAGAUCAGAGACCAGGGGGCUUUUCAGCCUUGCUGACAAAGGCAGAACAAAAUCUAGUGGCUGGAAGUGGAAGUUAGAUCAAUUCAACCUUGAAAUAAGAUGCCGUUUCCUAGCAAGGAGGGGGAUUAAACAUUGGAACAACUUGC